AAAGGGCAACGGCAAAAUUGUGAUUUGGGUGUAAAUAUAGCAUUUUUUGAUUUUGAAAAACAACUUCCUUUUCCCUCUGCCUUCACUGUCUACUUGCUUACUUACAGACUCAAGAUCCCUUUAGGUUAAUCGGUUUUUCGACGUCGUAUUAAAGAAUGGAUAAGGGUAAAUGUGAAGAAGCCAAAGAAUGUGGUUUCAACUGUGAGCAUGAAAUUGCUAACCAUGUAGGGAAAGAAUCAACUUUUGUUUAUCCGUCUCCUCGGAAACCAGGAAUUGUUGAAAACCCGAGUUUGGGAACUGAGUUUUCUUUACAAACUCCUGAGAAGAUUAGUGUGGCUUUAAAUAUGAAAUCUGAAGAGGGGGAAUUUGAACUUCUAGAAAGACACAAGGGCAUUGUAGAACUGUUUGAUGGUAUAAAUUGUUCAUUGCGGUUGCUUGGUCUGCGUAAAAUGUCACCAAUUUUCCAGAAUAUUCAUCGCCAGGUGGAAGUGUUGACUGGAAGGAAAUUUUCCUAUAAGCAUCUUGCACAGCUAAAGUAUUUACUUCCCGAAGCUAUACAGAUAGAUAAGAUUCUUGUACAUGACAAGGAAACCCUGUGUAUGAAGGCAGAUAUGAAAAUCAUGUUGCUGUCAGAGGUCGUUGAAGGUCAUCAUGAACAAUCUGAUUAUAUUGCUCUGCAUCAACUAUUUACUUCUAGACUUAGUAAUUACUUUAUCGCACAUCCUGAGGCUUGUGACAUUCCAAAGGCCAUGUUGCCAAAUCCAUUUGACUACAGCAAAGAGUCUGUUUUAGGGGACAAGGUUGGUGGCAUGCCAGAUGUCAUGUCUCCUGAGCUCUUGAGCCAAUUGAGUGAGACCACUCCUCCAGAGCAGUUGCCUCCAAAUGUUUCAGUAGAAGAUCUAUCAACUACAACUGAAAGUAAAUUGUUGUCCAAGUCAUCACAUUUGCAUCCAUCUUUCAGUAGACACUUCUCGGAGAAGGUUGUUUCAGAAGAGAGGACCAAACUCUUAGCCUGUCCAGCUCCUUUGUCAUAUGCUGUUUCUUGUGAUUUGAAGAAUGAAGAUUUUAAAAUUGCGAAGACCAAUGAUUUUAUUGAUGCGAGUACUGAAUUUGAUAGUGGAACCAAUAUGGACUCCAAUAAUGAUCAAGCAAAAGAAUGUUCAAGCACAACAACCAAAACCUCCAAUGCCAUUGAUCCUUUGCCUACUCAGCUGAUUACUCCUGCAUUAUAUGCUGAUUUGAAUGCUUGUGCAAGCCCUCUUUGCAAGCUUGAGUCAUCUGCCAAAGAUUUCGUAAUUCAAACUCCUGUACAAUCAACUCCGAGAAGAGGAAUACCCGGUAGUGAUGAUAACAAUAAGACCAUUGUCAGCCAAAAGCAGCAGUCGUCUUCUAAGGCUGCAAAGAGGUCUUUAGACUUCUCAUUCUUGGAAGGUGAUGAGCCAGAGUCCCUCGAAGCUCUACCAGACAACAUCCCUCAAGCUGUAGAUUGUUCUUCUGCAGUACUUCCGAAGGUUGAUGAAGAAAGUAGAAUCUGUCGAUCAGAUCUAAUGCUCAAGGAGAUAUCGAAUUACUUGCCUGGCCUAGUUUCUUUGAUUCACAACAUAUUCCAUUCUGUUAACUACUCUUCAAUCACAAAGGAGGAACUUGUGUACAAGAUAAUUGUAAAUAGUUUGGACUUUGAUGAAAGAAGGCAGGUUGAAGAACAGAUUGAGACUCUUGAAAAGCAGGUUCCUGACUGGAUUUGCAAGAAGCUUGCACCUAGUGGAGAUAUUUUGUACAGCAUCAAGAAAAUGCCGGAUUUGAACUCUGUACAGUCCAGGGUUACCAGCAUAUAUAAUUGCUAGAUGAAGCAGAUAUAUUGACCUCAAUUCCGUGCAUCAAUUGGUUAUAGAUCAAUGUGUAAGAAGCGGAUAUGUGUUUGCCUCCCCUAUACCUGACUGCGGUUUGGAAUCGGAACCAAUCUGGAAUAAAUUGGAGUUUGGAAGCACAAUUGUGAUCAGGAACGACUGGUUUGGUUUCUUACGAACUGGGGUCACCCGUUUGGUAAAUUUUUCAAGGGAGAAGAACUUAAUUUAGAGUAGGAAAUUAUUGUAUUCUGAACACCAUUUUCUGAUGCCUUACAAAAGAAAACAAAAAUCAAGACUAAAACUAUCUUAACUGAUUUCUAUUUUAAUCUAGCAAUUUACAUUAGUGA
Molecule: messenger RNA, 2194 nt
Organism: Mercurialis annua (annual mercury)
Lineage: Eukaryota; Viridiplantae; Streptophyta; Magnoliopsida; Malpighiales; Euphorbiaceae
Product: CDT1-like protein b
Exons: 8
Coding region: 156-1844 (562 amino acids)
Biological process (GO): DNA replication preinitiation complex assembly; regulation of DNA-templated DNA replication initiation; DNA replication checkpoint signaling
Cellular component (GO): nucleus
Molecular function (GO): DNA binding; DNA polymerase binding
Source: RefSeq, a predicted model, not a curated record